Prorocentrum cordatum is the source of this 3762-nucleotide messenger RNA. Lineage: Eukaryota; Dinophyceae; Prorocentrales; Prorocentraceae. The record is from the annotation of a GenBank genome assembly.
AUGAAGAGGGCGCACAGCAUCGCCAUGGAGACGGUGGAGACGGUGGAGGGCCUCAGGGAGGAGCACAAGCAACUGGUGGAGAUGCACGAGUCGGGAGUGCAGGAGCCGCUGUACAUGUCUGUGGGCAUCAUGUUCGCGAUUGGCGCGACGGGCUCGCGCUGCCGCGGACGGCGUUUACGGCACUCGGAUCGGACCAUGGAGAUCGAGACAGGGUCCUCGUGGCAGUUGAUGCUGCCUUGGUCUGGGAGCCCUUCGCCAGAUUCCUUUGGGGCUUCGACGCCUCGCGACGAAGGCGUCGCGAUGUCCGACGGCGAGGAGGAGGGGCCCUGGGAGCACGAGAUGAUCAGGCAGCCGAGCGCAGUCGCCGACUGGCUGGUAGCGCCGGAGACCAAGAGCGCGGCUUCGCCAUCAGCGGUGCCGACAGCGGUGGAGUCUCCGAGCAAGCCGUCGGGAUCUCUCAGCGGCAGCGUGGAGCUCGGCGAGGGCUCUCAGCACGACCAGAUGAUGUCUCGCCUCCUUGACCGCUUGGACCGGCACAAGGAGAUCGCGCAGAGCGACAGCUUGGCAGCGACAGCAGGAUCACCGACGGCAGCGCCCGAGGCGUCGGUCCAGCAUCCCGAAGUGGAGGCCCUGGUGCGAGGCUUGGACGACUCGUUCAAGGACGUGCGCGUGAUGGCCAAGGAGAAACUGAACGCGUUCUCCCCAAGCGUGAGCUGGACGAUCCCAAGCGGCAUCAAGACACCAGUCGCUCCCUCGAUGGCGGCGAAGCGGCACAAGAACAGGUCGACCGUCGUGUCGGCCAUCCGCGAGAUGACUCGCCUCAAGCAACUGGACGGCAACCACAUGGCGGAGGAGAUGCUGCUGAUGGGCACGAUGAUCGACAGAUCCAUGAUCGAGGCGCCAGCGGACUGGAUCAACUACAAGACGACCGAGCUCGCCAUGUGGAGGAUGCACGGGAUCGAGCGGGCGUUCGAGCACGCGAAGCAGAGGAGCGACUGGAAGCCCCCGAAUGGCGCAAAGCAGGAGUGGAAGUCGGAGUCAACUCUUAUGUGCCGGAGGUCUCGGACGGCCCAGGAGAAGGCGGUCAGAGGCAGGGCGAACGCGGCUGCGAGGUCCUCGACGGCGUUGACGACUGGUUGCCACGACCGACUUCGAGACACGGAAUGGGGCAGCGCAAAUGAGUGGGCGAUGAGCCACGAGCUGCCACGGAGGAUCUCUGAGAGGGUGCUGCAGCGCCACCGAAAGGCCCAAGACCUGAGGAUGCACGCCUCCGACGACGAGUCCGCUUUCGAGCGGCUGGCCUUGCGAAGACUGGGCAUGCGGCUAUACCUGCAUCGAACGACGACGAGGGAGCGCCGGAUCUACGAGAAGAUGGCCCUGCCGCCGAGACAGGUGGACGAGACGGACAUCGCGAACACACGCGCCUACACCGACCCGAGCAUACGAGCGUCGAUCGAUCAACUGUUGAAGGAGAUGAAGAGAAGAAGCAUGAAGGUUCCGAGCGUGCCGAGAGGAAGCCGAUACCUGCGCCUAACCGUGAUGCUCAUGAGCUUCGGUUGGUCUCCAGCGAUCUGCCACGGAGCGCUGGAAAACAUAAUAUGCAACCUGCACGGCCCCCCGAGUCGCGGCCAGCUCGCGCACGGCCUGGUGCCCCCCAGCUUCGCGGAGGUGGCCUUCAUCUACUGGGUCUCCAUGGACGAGUUUGCCUCCUUGGCUCUGGUGAGCGAGGACGAGUCUACGAUCAUGGCCACGGUGAAGGAGAUCGCCCGCCCGAGGCUCACAGAGGUCGGGCUGGACAUGCACAUGGACGGGCCAGGGGACGCGAUUCCCCUCUCCCUCGGGGCGACGAUCGCCGAGAAGCCCCACCGACUGACGGCCGCAGGGGACAAGGUUCGGAACGUGAUCGGAGCGACUAGAGCCCUGCUGGCCCGAGGGCACGCGACGUCCCAGGAGCUGUCGCGGACAGUAGGCUCUUGGGUCUGGUCAGCGAUGCGCUGCCGCUCCGCCUUCUGCCCGCUGGACUCGCGCUACACGUUCGCGACGAAGUACGGCGGGGAUCAAGGGCGGCACGAGCUGUGGGAGAGCGCCCUGAACGCUCAGUGGAGCGAGACGGCGUUCGCCGCGGACGCGAGCGAGACAGGCCUGGGCGCAGCGGAGAUCGAAGCGUCGUGGGCCGAGGUGAAGGCGGAGGUCGACAGGCAGCGGAGGAUCCAGCAGCUGCGCGACAUGGCGAGGGACGACGAGGAGGAGGAGAUGCUGAGCGGCGACGCGCUGGAGUGCUUAAAGCGAAGUUUCCCUCAGGUGACUGGCGAGAGCGAGGUGCCGCCCCAGCGAUGGAUGGCCGACGUGUUCGCAGGCUACGGCGGCUUCGGCGGGAAGGUGCGGAGCGAGCGCCAGUGCGAGACCCCGUUCGUGGACAGUGCUCUGGACCCACGGCGCGACCUGAUGGACCCAUCCUUCGUCGAAGUCGUGUGCCAAGCCAUCCUGAACGGGCUGUUCUUCCUAGUUCACAUGGCGCGAAGGGUCCGAGAAGGGAACGCUCUGGCGCAGGCGGCGAUCUCCAUGCGCGUCGCGCGCAUGGCAGCAAGCGCGGGCUUCUCCCCCGAGAACCCCGGGGCGCCCUUGAUCUGGGGCCUCCCCGAGAUGAUCAAGUUGAUGGAUCAGGAGGGCGCCUUCGCGGUGGAGAUUGCGCACUGCGCCUUCGGGGCCAAGUGGCCGAAGCCGACCGGCCCGCUCGCAAACGCGGCAGCGCAGAAGGACCUCGACUGUCUCUGCAGCGCCCGCGCGAAGCUGGCGCGGCAGGCGAUCGACGCGAGGGAGCUGGGCAUCCACGACUGGCAUCUGUGCAGAUCGCCCAUGCGCUGGUUCCGUGAAUUGCUGGUUCUGUGCGACUCGAUGGCGACGGCAGGCGCGGCGAGAAAAAUUAAGGGCUUACCCCGCCCGCUGAUGACGCAGUUGAGGAAGAUUGGCGCCAUCACCCUGGCGACGGGCGCGAGGCUGACUUUGAGGUGGACACCUACGGACAUGAACCCAGCGGACGGCCCGUCGAGAGGGGAAAGCGUCGGCAGCGCCGAGGUCACCAAGACGAAGGCCGAGCAGAAGAAGGACGUCCUGGAUUCUAAGCACCCGUUCGAAAGGGACCACGAGACGCCGAAGCAGACGAGCGGCAUGGAUAGGCCCGUCAACAAGAUCUCCUUCGAAGACGACAAGCUGGAGCGGCCUCUCCGGCUGCUGAUCCACGCCACGCAGGACGACGCCAACGUGCGGUACAUCAAGGAAGUGGAGCCUUUCGUUCGCGAGGUGCACAGGAAGCCUCUUCCAUUCUCCAGUCCAGGCGAGCGGGACAUCACGGUGGCCGCCGAACUGGACAGAAGAUGCUUCGCGGAGAGGGCCCCCCUGAACAAGGGCACCAUGCUGCACCACGGACUGAUGCACAUCAACCCAGAAUGGAAGUCGGAGAUGCCGAAUGCCCUGAGAGCGUUGCACAGCUGGGAGAGGCACCAGGAGACAUGGGAAGAGGGCCUGGCCUCAGUGGACGCAAUCUACUAUAUUUCCCGAGAAGCAGUUCAGCGAGGCCACGCGGACGAAGGGAUGGUCUUCUUGCUGGCCUACGAUUGCUAUCUUCGAGAGCAGGACUGGCUUCAGCUGAAAGCGGAAGACGUGCAUGUGAGUUAUCGAGAUCAAGCAGAUCCGAGGUCAAUCAACGCUGCGAUCCUGCUCGGACGACGCCACAGAGGAGAGAGCGUGAAGACCUAUCGAUGA